AUGGAGGAAGAACUAGCUAAACAAUGGGAGGGACUUUGUCUCACUGAGAAAGAAAGAGAAGGGCUGGUUCUACCAGCAGAUGCAUUGCACAAUGCAGUGCAUUAUGGCAAGUUCUGCCUAUUAGCAAUGAUAGUGGCUGAGAAGUUUGCAAACAAAGAAGCUUUCAAAGUCACUAUGACUAAGGUUUGGAAAUGCGACAGCUGGGUCCAGUUUACUGAAGUUGGAUCCAACAAGUUCUUGGUUGAGUUCAAUCUGAAGGAAGACAUGGAGAGAGUAACAGCUGGAAGACCCUGGUCCUUUGAUAGGUGGCUGAUAUGCUUGCAGGUCCUUGACAGCAGCAAGUCCAUUGGUGAAACCACCUUCACCAAAGAGGAAUUCUGGAUCCAAGUUUUGAACAUGCCCUUUGGUUGUAUGACACAGGAGAUUGGAAUACAGAUAGGCAAUACUGUAGGUAAGGUGCUACAAGUCCAAGCUGACCAACGAGGCAUUGGCUGGGGGAAGUUCCUAAGAAUAAGAGUGGAACUGGAUAUAACAAAACCUCUUCUAAGGGGAAUGUUCAUAUCAGUAGAAGGGAAACAAACUUGGGUCCAGCUGAGGUAUGAGAGAUUGCCAUCUUUCUGUUUUAACUGUGGCACAAUCAAGCACACUACACAGGGAUGCAUCUCUAUUCAAAAUGAAGAAAAGAAGCAAUAUGGAGCAUGGUUAAGAGCAGCUGCACCUAGGGAGAGUGACUUGCUUUUCAAAAAGUAUGGCAAUGACUUGAACCAGAAAGCUGGUCCAGAGAGGCAGUCAUGGAGGAAAGAAGAGGAGGUUAGGGAUGAAGUCCAUUUGAAGUAA
Messenger RNA from Carya illinoinensis, 837 nucleotides. RefSeq lists its product as uncharacterized. The record is from RefSeq and is a predicted model, not a curated record. The transcript has a single exon. NCBI's taxonomy places the organism in Eukaryota, Viridiplantae, Streptophyta, Magnoliopsida, Fagales, Juglandaceae. Bases 1 to 837 code for a protein of 278 amino acids.